Molecule: messenger RNA, 2830 nt
Organism: Cololabis saira (Pacific saury)
Lineage: Eukaryota; Metazoa; Chordata; Actinopteri; Beloniformes; Belonidae
Gene: wdr36
Product: WD repeat domain 36
Exons: 22
Coding region: 132-2795 (887 amino acids)
Biological process (GO): rRNA processing
Cellular component (GO): Pwp2p-containing subcomplex of 90S preribosome; small-subunit processome
Molecular function (GO): protein binding
Source: RefSeq, a predicted model, not a curated record
UGCUCAUCGGUUCUCGAUGCUGUCGUUUCAACUCGGCUGAGCUCCGCACGUGUUGGUUUGUUUUUAUUUCGUUUUAUCUGUUUUUCUUUGGUAGUUUCUUAGUUUUUAUUCCCCGGGACCGGCCCGCAAACAUGCCGGGCGGCGGCAGCUCCUUGUUCUCCAGGUUCCGAGUUCUGGGUCUGUACUCGAACCACGUGCCUCAUGCCCUGCGGUUCCACCACAAGCACCGGCAGAACUACGUGAUGACGGCGGUGGGACGGAGCUUCCACACCUUCAAUGUGAACAAGCUGGGGAUUGUCGCUGUCAGUAACAGCCUGUCGGAGGAGAUCACCUGCCUGGCAGCAGACGCGAUGCUGGUGUUUGCUGCCGCUGGACAGACUGUUUACGCCUUUGCCAGGAACAAAGAGGUGGUGAUGUUUUACCACGGACACAAACAUGAAGUGCGCCUGCUUCUUCCUCUCGGGGAUCAUCUGAUUUCUGCAGACAGCGGCGGUGAUGUCAUUGUGUGGGACGUGCAGAGCGGAGAAAUCUACCUGCUGCUGAUGUUUGACGUACACACCUUUGACGUGUCGGCCCUCAUGCAUCCCAGCACCUACCUGAACAAGGUGCUGCUGGGCAGCUCCCAGGGCGCCAUGCAGCUCUGGAACAUCAAAACCAAUAAGCUGCUGUUCACAUUUCCUGGAUGGUCAGCAGGAGUAACAGUUCUGGAGCAGAGUCCUGCGGUGGACGUGGUUGGCGUUGGCACGGUAACGGGACGCAUCAUCAUUCACAACAUCGUUUUGAACGAGACCCUGAUGAUGUUCACUCAGGACUGGGGGCCGGUCACCACCCUGGCCUUCAGGACAGACGGCCCUCCCAUUGUGGCAUCAGGCAGUCCUCAGGGCCACAUUGCAUUCUGGGAUUUGAAACAGCGUCACCUCGUCACCCAGCAGAGAUGCGCCCACGGCACAGCGGUUGCCGCAGCAACAUUCCUGCACGGAGAGCCGCUGCUAAUCACCAACGGGGCAGAUAACGCCAUCAAGGUGUGGAUAUUUGACCAAGAAGGAGGCGGGGCCAGACUGCUGAGGAGCCGGCAGGGCCACAGUGCCCCUCCAGCCACCAUUCAUCACCAUGGUGACGACGGGAAGAACAUCCUGAGUGCUGGUCAUGACGGGACACUGCAGUCUUUCUCCACUGUCCACGAGCGUUUCAACAAGAACCUGGGUCACGGAUCCGUUAAUAAAAAGAAGGAGCGGAAGAAGAAGAAGGGCCUGUCCUACGAGGAGCUGCGGCUUCCUGCCAUCACGGCGUUCGCCUCCGCUGUCACUCGUCAGUCAGACUGGGAUGGCAUUGUUGCUUGUCACCGUGGUCGCCUGGCAACCACCACGUGGAACUACCAGCGGUGCACCAUGGGAGCGCAUCACCUGCUGCCACCAGAUACCAGCAGGGGCACCUUCGCCACGGCCAUCGACAUCACCUCCUGUGGUAACUUUACCGUGGUCGGCUCGUCGUGUGGUCGCAUCGACGUGUACAACCUGCAGUCUGGGAUGCACCGCGGCUGCUUCGGUGACGACGACAAAGCUCACAGUGGCGUGGUGCGAGGCGUUGCCACGGAUACGCUGAACCAGCUGACCCUCAGCGCUGGCUCUGAUUCUCUUCUGAGGUUUUGGCGCUUCAAGACAAGGAAACAGGAAGGAGAACUGAAGCUGAAUGCGGCGCCAGCUGGCAUGACGCUACACAGAGACAGCGGGAUGCUGGCGUUAGCGCUGGAUGACUUCACGCUGGCGGUUGUUGACACCGAGACCAGACGCAUUGUAAGAAAGUUUGCAGGUCACCAUGGCAACAUCAACGACAUGACCUUUAGCCCCGAUGGUCGCUGGCUGAUUACUGUGGCGAUGGACUGCACCGUUCGUACCUGGGACCUGCCCUCGGGAAGUCUCGUCGACUGCUUCCUUGUUGCCAUGGCACCAGUGGGUGUAUCCAUGUCACCGACUGGGGACUUUCUGGCCACCGUUCACGUGGACAAUCUGGGCGUGUUCCUCUGGACCAAUAAGAGUCUGUGUGGACCUGUCGGACUCCGCCCUCUCCCGGCUGACUACCAACCAACCAUGGAGACACUUCCUGGAGUCACUGUGGACGAUGAGGAAGAGGAAGUGACAUCAGAAGAAGCUGAUGACGCGUACCAAUCAGCUGAGCAGUUGGGGGCGGAGCUUGUUACACUGUCCCUGCUGCCAGAGUCCCGGUGGAAGAGUCUGCUGCAUCUGGACACUAUCAAGAGGAGGAACAAGCCUGCGGCCCCCCCUGCUGCUCCGCCCACCGCACCCUUCUUCCUCACAACCAUUCCUGGACUAACGCCUCGAUUCCUGGUGCCGAGAGAGGGAGAAGAAGACAAACAGUCCAAGGUUCUGUCCUGGGGUUCGCUGUCUCAGAAGUCCAACUUUGGUUCUGCUCUGGAAUCAGCUCUGGAAUCUGGAUCAUUUGAUCUGCCGCUGCAGGUCCUGAAGGAUUGUGGGCCGUCUGCAAUCUCUGUAGAGAUCAGCUCUUUGACGUCGGAGGGCGGCGGAGCCAGCAUCCUCCUGCUGGCCUUCAUCAGCAUGAUUGACAGCAUGCUGGCCAGUGGACGGGACUUUGACCUGGCUCAUGCCUACCUGGCACUUUGCCUAAAGCUCCACCUCCAGGCUCUGUCGCAGGACUCUGCCGCCAUGGCAGCGCUGCUCCGCCUCUCAACGCGGCUGGAGGCAACAUGGGCGGAGCUCCGAGCAUCCUUUGAUCAGUCUUUGUGUCUGCUGUCAUAUACUAAGAGUGCACUGCUGUGAUGCCCUCACCCCUUGAAUAAAGUUUGGUUGUUUGA